GAGAGACAGACAGAGAGAGAGAGAGUCCACGGAUUCUUUCCCCUUCCGUUUAGGCCAAUUGAGAAAUCUCACCGUCUCUGGUGAGAAGAAGGAGAGAUGGGUGGUUCGCAGCGGCAGCUGAAAGCCAUGCUCCGGAAGAACUGGCUUCUCAAAAUUCGCCAUCCCUUCACCACUUUCACUGAGAUUCUGCUUCCGACGGUUGUCAUGCUGUUGCUGAUUGCUGUGAGGACAAGAGUCGAUACUCGAUUGCAUCCAGCGCAACCUUAUAUCAGAAAGGGCAUGUAUGUUGAAGUGGGCAAGAGUGACAUAUCUCCAAGCUUCGAGUCAAUCCUGGAGUUGCUGUAUGCGAGCGGUGAGCAUCUGGCAUUUGCACCGGAUACAGAGGAGACAACACAGAUGCUGGGUUUGUUAUCUUUAAGAUUUCCUCUAUUGAAGGUGGUGGGGAAAAUUUACAAAGAUGAGCUAGAGCUAGAAACAUACAUACGUUCAGACCUUUAUGGUGUUACUGAUCAAACCAAGAACUGUUCAAAUCCCAAAAUCAGAGGAGCAAUAAUAUUUCAUGAACAAGGUCCUCAGGUCUUUGACUACAGCAUUCGUCUGAACCACACAUGGGCUUUCUCAGGAUUUCCUGAUGUCAAAACUAUUAUGGACACGAAUGGUCCUUUUGUCAAUGAUUUGGAAUUGGGUGUUAGUGCUGUACCAACUCUACAAUAUGGCUUCAGUGGUUUUUUGACAUUGCAGCAGGUGCUGGAUUCAUUUAUUAUAUUUGCCUCACAACAAAAUGAAACUAUUAUUGCUUCUGGCGCACUUGGAAAACCCUCGCUUAUCAAGUACCUCUGGACACGUUUUAAUCCAUCAAACAUAAGGAUAGCUCCAUUUCCAACUCGUGCAUACACCGAUGAUGAGUUUCAGUCUAUCAUUAAGAAAGUCAUGGGAGUACUCUAUCUAUUAGGAUUUCUCCACCCAAUUUCUCGCCUGAUCAGCUGUGCUGUUUUUGAGAAGGAACAGAAGAUAAAAGAAGGUCUUCGCAUGAUGGGUCUUCACGAUGAGAUAUUCUAUCUUUCUUGGUUCAUUACAUAUGUGAUACAGUUUGCAGUUACUUCUGGAGUCAUUACGGCCUGCACAAUGAGCAGCCUUUUCAUGUAUAGCGAUAAAUCAGUGGUGUUUAUGUACUUCUUUUUGUUUGGUCUCAGUGCAAUUAUGCUUUCCUUUUUGAUCUCUACAUUCUUUUCACGAGCGAAAGCAGCGGUGGCAGUGGGCACUCUUUCUUUUCUUGGAGCCUUCUUCCCUUACUACACAGUCAAUGACACCGCUGUCCCUAUGACAUUGAAGGUCUUGGCUUCUUUACUUUCUCCUACGGCUUUUGCUCUUGGGACAGUAAACUUUGCUGAUUAUGAGCGUGCUCAUGUCGGAGUCCGUUGGAGCAAUAUAUGGCAGGCUUCAUCUGGUGUAAAUUUUUUGGUCUGCCUUCUCAUGAUGAUGCUUGACACAGUGUUGUACUGUGCCAUUGGGCUGUACCUAGACAAGGUUCUUCCUAGGGAGAAUGGAGUGCGUCAACCAUGGAAUUUUCUAUUCAAGAAGUGCUUUUGGGGGAAGAAAAGCAUUGUCUGUCAGAAUGCUAGCAACGUCGGUGUUAAGGUGGGGAAAAACAAGGCAACCUUUGCUAAUAAAGAUGGUGGCGAACCUGCUAUUGAAGCAAUAAGCUUGGAUAUGAAACAACAAGAACUUGAUAGUCGAUGUAUCCAGAUAAGGAAUCUGCACAAAGUCUACAUGACUAGAAAGGGAAAGUGUUGUGCCGUGAACUCAUUACAGCUCAGCUUGUAUGAAAAUCAGAUUCUUGCUCUCCUAGGACACAAUGGAGCUGGUAAAAGCACAACAAUUUCUAUGCUUGUGGGCCUUCUUCCUCCUACUUCUGGGGAUGCUCUGGUUUUUGGCAGAAGUAUUAGAACAGACAUGGAUGAAAUACGGAAGGGUCUGGGUGUAUGCCCUCAAAAUGAUAUACUCUUUCCUGAAUUAACGGUCAAGGAACAUUUGGAAAUUUUUGCCGUUUUGAAGGGUGUUGAGGAAGAAUUAUUGGAGACAAAAGUACAUGAAAUGGUUGAUGAAGUUGGUUUGGCAGAUAAAGUUAACACAGUUGUUGGGGCCCUAUCUGGUGGGAUGAAGAGGAAGUUGUCCCUUGGGAUAGCACUUAUAGGACAUAGUAAGGUUAUCAUUCUUGAUGAACCGACUAGUGGAAUGGAUCCAUACUCCAUGCGUUCAACAUGGCAACUAAUCAAGAAGAUCAAGAAGGGCAGGAUAAUCUUGCUGACCACACACUCCAUGGACGAGGCUGACGUGCUUGGUGAUCGCAUCGCAAUCAUGGCAAAUGGUUCUUUGAGAUGCUGUGGAAGUUCUCUUUUCUUGAAGCAUCGGUACGGUGUUGGUUAUACCCUAACUUUGGUCAAGGCUGCAUCUAGUGCCUCUGUAGCUGCCGACAUUGUUCAUCGACAUGUUCCAUCUGCGACACGCUUAAGUGAUGUUGGUACAGAGGUUUCUUUUAGACUUCCUCUAGCAUCAUCAUCUGCGUUCGAGGGCAUGUUCCGGGAAAUUGAGAGCUGCAUCAAAAGACCUGGCACGUAUGGGGGAAGCAGCAGUAAUGAGGAUGAAUGCUCUUUUGGCAUUGAGAGUUAUGGUAUCUCUGUCACAACAUUGGAGGAGGUGUUUCUGAGAGUUGCAGGAUGUGAUUUCACUGAGAUUGAAAACAUUGACCAUAAUAAAGCUCAUUCUGGACCUGAUGCUGUGGUUUCUGAAGCCGCCCAUCAUUAUCCUCAAAAGAAGGCCCCCGAUUUCAAACUACUUUUUUGGAAUUAUAAGAAGCUUUCAGGAAUGAUAUUUUCUACUGUGGCAAGAGUUUGUAGUAUAAUUUUUACUACAUUUUUCAGUUUCAUAACCUUCUUAAACGUUCAAUGCUGUGGUUGUGGAAUCAUUACAAGGUCUACAUUUUUGCAACAUUCCAGUGCUCUACUAAAAAAGAGGGCUAUCUCUGCUCGUCGAGACCGAAGGACAGUUGUUUUCCAGCUUCUUAUCCCUGCUGUCUUCCUGUUUUUUGGACUUCUUUUUCUCAAGCUUAAGCCACAUUCUGAUCAGCAAUCAGUGACCCUUACAACAUCCCACUUUAAUCCUUUGCUACGAGGGGGCGGUGGUGGUGGACCAAUUCCAUUCAAUCUAUCUUUUCCCAUCUCAGAAAAGGUUGCAUCUUAUAUUAAAGGGGGUUGGAUUCAGAGAUUGACACCAAGGAUGUAUAAGUUUCCUGAUCCGGAGAAGGCGCUUGGUGAUGCUAUUUAUGUAGCAGGCCCCGUAUUGGGUCCUAUCCUAAUUUCGAUGAGUGAAUAUCUAAUAACUAGCUUGAAUGAAUCAUACCAGUCAAGGUAUGGCGCAAUUGUGAUGGACGAUCAGAAUGAUGAUGGUAGUUUAGGAUACACUGUACUUCAUAACAGUACUUGUCAGCAUGCAGCUCCAACCUUUAUUAAUUUGAUGAACAGCGCAAUUUUGAGGCUCGCUACUGAAAAUGACAAUAUGACGAUUCAAACUCGCAAUCACCCAUUGCCAAUGACAAGUUCUCAGCAUUCACAGCAUCAUGAUCUGGAUGCAUUUUCUGCUGCAAUUAUUGUUACCAUUGCAUUCUCCUUCAUCCCUGCAUCAUUUGCAGUUGCAAUUGUUAAGGAACGUGAAGUCAAAGCAAAACAUCAACAACUAAUUAGUGGGGUGUCCAUACUAUCAUAUUGGUUUUCUACAUACAUAUGGGACUUCAUCAGCUUCUUAUUCCCUGUAUCAUUUGCAGUAAUUCUUUUUUACAUUUUUGGUCUAGAUCAAUUUGUUGGAAGUGGUUGUUUGUUGCCGACAAUCUUCUUGUUUCUGGAAUAUGGAUUAGCAGUUGCAGCAUCAACAUAUUGCCUCACCUUUUUCUUUUCUGACCACACAGUUGCACAGAAUGUGGUCCUGUUGGUACACUUUUUUAGUGGGCUUAUUCUUAUGGUCAUCUCAUUCAUUAUGGGACUUGUACAAGCAACCAAAAGUGCAAAUUCUUUUCUCAAGAACUUUUUCAGGUUAGCACCGGGAUUUUGCUUUGCAGAUGGACUUGCAUCACUCGCUCUUCGACGGCAAGGAAUGAAACUUGGAUCUGGCAAUGAAACCCUCGAUUGGAACAUAACUGGUGCCUCUAUCUUUUACUUAGCAGUGGAGAGCAUCAUUUACUUUGUUCUUACAAUCGUUCUUGAACUCUUACCUCCUCAAAAAUUAAACUUAUUCACAAUUAAGGGAUGGUGGAGGAGGUUUAGAACAGUUCAUCAUGGCACUUCUGAGAGUUACUUGGAACCACUUCUUAAUUCAUUCUCUAAAAACGUUGCUCUUGAAGUUGAUGAGGAUACAGAUGUACAGGCAGAAAGACAAAGGGUGCUUUCAGGUUCUGUUGAUAAUGCCAUAAUCUAUUUACGGAAUCUCCGGAAGGUUUACCCUGGAGGAGUGAAUCACCCUUCAAAAGUAGCAGUUCAGUCCUUAACUUUCUCUGUUCAAGAAGGAGAAUGUUUUGGUUUUCUAGGAACAAAUGGAGCAGGGAAGACUACAACUUUAUCGAUGUUAACUGGAGAGGACUGUCCAUCUGAUGGAACUGCAUAUAUAUUUGGGAGCGAUAUAUGUUUAAACCCCAGGGCAGCUCGUCAGCAUAUUGGCUAUUGCCCUCAGUUUGAUGCUCUGCUUGAAUUUCUGACUGUCCAAGAGCAUCUUGAGCUUUAUGCAAGGAUAAAAGGAGUUCCCGAGAUGAGGAUGAGAGAUGUUGUCGAAGAAAAAUUGAUGGAGUUCGACUUGUGGAAACACGCUAAUAAACCAUCAUAUUCUCUUAGUGGGGGCAAUAAGCGCAAAUUGUCUGUUGCUAUUGCAAUGAUUGGUGACCCUCCAAUAGUAAUUCUUGACGAGCCAUCUACAGGCAUGGAUCCUAUUGCAAAAAGAUUCAUGUGGGAAGUUAUAGCACGCCUGUCAACUAGACAAGGAAAGACAGCAGUUAUCCUCACUACUCAUAGUAUGAAUGAAGCUCAAGCUCUCUGCACACGGAUUGGAAUAAUGGUUGCCGGACGGCUUAGAUGUAUUGGAAGCCCCCAGCAUUUGAAAAGGCGUUUCGGAAAUCAUCUAGAACUAGAGGUAAAGCCUACUGAGGUAAGCUGCACUGAGUUGGACAAACUCUGUAGAAGAAUUCAAGAAACACUCUUCGACUUUCCAUGUCAUCCAAGGAGCAUAAUCGGCGAUCUUGAAGUUUGCAUUGGUGCAAGUGAUUCCAUAGCAUCAGACAACAUAGCAGAGAUCAGCUUAUCACAGGAAGUGAUCAUUGCAAUUGGACGCUGGCUUGGCAAUGAAGAAAGUAUAAGGACGCUUGUAUCUUCCACACCUUUUACUGAUGGUGUGUUUGGUGAACAAUUAUCGGAGCAAUUAAUCCGUGAUGGUGGUAUUCCAUUGAGAAUAUUUUCAGAGUGGUGGUUGGCCAAAGAAAAGUUCUCAGUAAUCGAUUCUUUUAUCCUUUCUUCGUUUCCCGGAGCAACAUUUCAAGGGUGCAAUGGGUUGAGUGUCAAAUAUCAGUUGCCAUACAAUGAAGACUCCUCACUUGCAGACAUCUUUGGACACUUCGAAAGAAACAGGGUCAAACUAGGAGUGGCAGAAUACAGUAUCAGUCAGUCAACAUUGGAGACCAUCUUUAAUCAUUUCGCUGCAAACCCAUAACAUGGGUAGUGAUGGAUUGUUCUCUCAAAAGGAGACGAGAAAGUAUGUAAAAAAAAAAAUAAAAAUUAUCAAGUGGAUUCUUUCUGAUGGAAACGAGAUUCACUGCCACCUUUGUAUCCUUGUCAAUGGAAAAUCUUGCCAUCCAUCACAGUUUUGCAAAGUGUUUUGUAAAGAUGGAGACCCCACCUCAAUAUUAGCUGACAUUGUUGUAUCACAAAAACUAGCUUUGGUUUCUCAAUGGUUUUUUAGCAGCAGCCUUUAUAGUGGUAUAUAAGGGUAACGGGCACUUGCCAUUUUAUGUUAUGAACUGAUUUAAUGGUUGUCA
Magnolia sinica is the source of this 6070-nucleotide messenger RNA. Its product is annotated as ABC transporter A family member 1. The transcript is spliced from 40 exons. Gene Ontology annotation, molecular function: ABC-type transporter activity; ATP hydrolysis activity; ATP binding. Gene Ontology annotation, cellular component: intracellular membrane-bounded organelle; membrane. The record is from RefSeq and is a predicted model, not a curated record. Gene Ontology annotation, biological process: lipid transport; transmembrane transport. The coding region runs from base 97 to 5745 and encodes 1882 amino acids. NCBI's taxonomy places the organism in Eukaryota, Viridiplantae, Streptophyta, Magnoliopsida, Magnoliales, Magnoliaceae.